UCCACAUACACUUAUGCCAGCAAGCAACUAAAGCCGAAACGCACAGCUCUGUCUUCUAACAAUCCCACCUAACCUACAUCACCAACGAACUCAUCAAUAUGUAUGGUUUACUAUUGGAAAAUCUUUCCGAAUACAUAAAAUCAGUUUAUGGUGAGGAGAAAUGGGAGGAUAUACGACGACAAGCUGGCAUCGACUCACCAUCAUUCAGUGUACAUCAAGUGUAUCCGGAGAAUUUGCUUAACAAAUUGGCAAAAAAGGCGCAACAGGUACUUGGCGUUUCGGAACGGGAUUUUAUGGAUCAAAUGGGUGUUUAUUUUGUUGGAUUUGUUGGCCAAUAUGGAUAUGAUCGUGUAUUAUCUGUUCUUGGAAGACAUAUGCGCGAUUUUCUUAAUGGCCUUGACAAUUUACAUGAAUAUUUAAAAUUUUCCUAUCCACGUAUGCGUGCACCAUCCUUCAUAUGCGAGAAUGAAACGCGCCAAGGUCUCACGUUGCACUAUCGCUCCAAACGACGUGGAUUCGUUUAUUACACCAUGGGACAAAUACGUGAAGUGGCAAGAUAUUUCUAUCAUAAAGAAAUGCACAUUGAAUUGGUGCGCGAAGAAAUACUCUUCGAUACUGUGCACGUUACAUUUCAGUUGUCAUUUGAUAACCGUGCAUUCACAUUGGCCUCCCUAGCUAUGACACGAGAAGAGAAGCAUUUGCCCAUAAGCGCACACGUACUCUUUGAAAUAUUUCCAUUUUGUAUAGUUUUUGGUGCUGAUAUGGUAGUACGUAGUAUAGGCAAUUCAUUAAUGGUCAUAUUACCCGAACUCUUGGGAAAGAAAAUCACAGCCUGGUUCGAUCUAGUGCGACCGCUAAUUGCUUUCAAGUUUCAGACGAUAUUAAAUCGUACCAACAACAUAUUUGAACUAGUUACUGUGGAGCCUGUGGUGGAACGUUUGGAUGUGCCGGAUGAUAAUGAGCAUCUUGGGCAUGAGGAUGGCAGCGAACCAGAAAAAUCGCUUAGAUUAAAAGGUCAAAUGGUUUAUAUGGAAAACUGGCGAAUGAUAAUGUUUUUAGGUACGCCAGUAAUGCCUGAUUUAAACUCAUUGAUUACAACUGGUUUAUAUAUCAAUGAUUUGUCUAUGCAUGAUUUUAGCAGAGAUCUUAUGUUAGCCGGUACACAACAAUCAGUGGAACUAAAGCUUGCCUUGGAUCAAGAACAACAAAAAUCUAAAAAGUUAGAAGAAUCUAUGCGGAAAUUAGAUGAAGAAAUGCGACGAACUGAUGAAUUGCUGUAUCAGAUGAUACCGAAGCAAGUAGCAGAUCGCUUACGUAGGGGAGAAAAUCCAAUAGAUACUUGUGAGAUGUUUGAUAGCGUUUCAAUACUUUUCUCUGAUGUGGUCACUUUUACUGAAAUUUGUAGUAGAAUUACGCCUAUGGAAGUUGUAUCCAUGUUGAAUGCAAUGUAUUCCAUAUUUGAUAAAUUAACAGAACGUAAUACAGUCUACAAAGUGGAGACAAUUGGUGACGCAUAUAUGGUUGUAGCGGGUGCACCAGAGAAAGACGCAAAUCAUGCUGAAAGAGUCUGUGAUAUGGCACUUGAUAUGGUAGAAGCAAUAACAGAUUUAAAAGAUCCAUCAACUGGACAACAUUUACGCAUACGUGUGGGGGUACAUUCUGGUGCUGUGGUUGCUGGUAUUGUUGGUUUAAAAAUGCCACGCUAUUGCCUUUUUGGUGAUACUGUCAAUACUGCAUCACGCAUGGAAUCCACCAGUGCCGCUAUGAAAGUACAUGUGUCAGAAUCAACCAAAGAUUUUUUAGGUCCUAGUUAUAAACUUUCUGAACGUGGUGAAAUAGAAGUGAAAGGCAAAGGUGCUAUGAAAACGUAUUGGUUGGAAGAACAUACAAACCGUAGAAAGCUACAAUUACCUUCGGCUAUACAAAAUACGAUGGGUUCAUUCACACCAGCAAGUUCCACUAGUGGUACUACUGUAUCCACACCAACAACAGUUGAGCGACGUAUCAGUGUAAUACAACCCCCGAAAGCAAUAAUGCCACCACCAUGUCCAAUGGCAACACCAACUCAAUCUAAAAUUGAAAGCAAUAAUAUAGAAAACAGCAGUGCCACGAGCACUACAAGUACAAUUACCGCAGACGCUGCAGCCGUUGCUGCUGGCACUGCAACAACUAGCAACACAGAAGAUCGAAGUCGUAUAUACUCGCCAGUAACUUUUAAGGAUGUUGCUAGACGUAGUGCAGCUAAUUCCCCAGUACGAAACUUGCAAAGCAGUAGCAGUAGCUUUGAGAGAAGACGAGAAGAACGUUCAAAUUCAACAGGGCACGUGUUUAUGCGUUCACCCAGCGAUAUUUUUGGUUCUCUUAUUUUAGAUACUGAAGAAUUCUUAGAAGAUUUGCAAAUUUCACGUGGUUCUCUUGGCAGUAGUACAAAAAAUUGUCCUUUUAGUCCUAUACCACCGUUUCGUAUUGGUAGUGCGCCCCCAAAGCCAAGACCAAAUAACCCAGAUCAGUUCACACCAGAAGAAUUAGCAGCAAUGGAUCAAAUAACUCCCCCUUCGACUGCACCUGCUAGAGAAACGGCGACUUGUAAGAGCAUGAUGACAUCAGCUCCCACAUCAGCGCCUUUAGAAAAAUCAAAAACAAGAAAAAUCACAUUUUCAUCUAGUACGUCCAAGCAAACAGAUUUGAAAUCUAAACAGUCCGGAAAUGCCUCGUUUAGCAGUAGCCGUACAGUCUCGAAAGAAUCUCUGUCCAUGCACUCACCGCCACCUGUGCGUUCACUAUCAGCACCAUUACCGAUGACAAAGGCAGCAAGAAAAGCCUUUCUUGCCGCUAAGCAGACUAAAGCAAUGGAAAAAUUAGACAAAAUGAUCGAAGAAGUCAACGAAGUUGAUAAUCACAUGAAGAAAGCAGAAGCUAUGCGUUUAACGAAUUUUGAAUUAAGCAGCGGCGGUAGAAUGCGAUCUAUAGACGAUGAUAGCGGCGGAGGUGGUUGCCCCUUGUUUUUACCACCACCACCUCCAUCAGUAAUGCCAAACUCUAUAUCUGAUUCAAGUAUUUGUAACCAUGGGCACAGUCAUGUAUCACAUAUAAACUAUCAUCAUGUCCAUGAACCAAAACUGACUAACAGUCAAAGUUUUACACAUGCACGCGUCACUGAUGCAGCACACCAAUGUUGUAGUGGUUUUAGUCACUCCAACGGACGUCAUGCACAUCGCAUGCACUCGAGCGCUUGUCAGUUACUUUAAAUGAAGAAGAACUUCCGACUUUAAAUUCGGAAGAAAUCAAUCAUUUAAAAACAGUAUACGAUGUGAAGAGUUUCAGAAACCGAAAAGUUAA
Messenger RNA from Teleopsis dalmanni, 3339 nucleotides. It is a transcript of the gene Gyc88E, whose product is annotated as soluble guanylate cyclase 88E. Lineage: Eukaryota; Metazoa; Arthropoda; Insecta; Diptera; Diopsidae. The transcript is spliced from 9 exons. Gene Ontology annotation, cellular component: guanylate cyclase complex, soluble. The coding region runs from base 99 to 3248 and encodes 1049 amino acids. The record is from RefSeq and is a predicted model, not a curated record. Gene Ontology annotation, biological process: response to oxygen levels; nitric oxide-cGMP-mediated signaling; cGMP biosynthetic process. Gene Ontology annotation, molecular function: oxygen sensor activity; heme binding; guanylate cyclase activity.